UCCCUAAACUGAAAAAACAAGAAAUCUCUCAAACGGCUCAAUGCAAGCAUAAACUGCCUUCCAACGCUGCAGAUUGUAGGUUGCCACCGUCUAGUUAUUCUACUCUUUUCUCUGCGCGCGCGCCAUGUAGAAGGAAGAAUACAAUCAUACAUACAUAUAUAUAUAUUCAGCCCAGUAGGAAAGAGUUGUUACAGUAUUGCAAAUCGGUGCUACCAUGGCUGCUCUAUCGAAGCUCCCUGAAACAGAGAUCUUGACUGAAAGUGAUGGGGAAGGAGUAACGGACUUUACAGACUCGAGCACCGGUCACUCCAGAAGCAGUAGCAGUUGCGGUAGCGUUACUCUGUCCGAAGUGAGCAACGAAUCCGUUGUGUUGGAAGGCGAGAAAAAGAGAUUCAAUCGUUGCGUGGCUACGCUGUCGGGCCACGUGGGCAUUGUGUCGUGUGUAACGACGUCCGGCGACCUCCUGCUAAGCGCCUCCCAAGCACACGACGUUAGAGUGUGGCGCCACCCCGACCUCCACCACUGUGCGCGCUUCGGUGCCGGUGAUGGUGCCGUCAAAGCCAUCGUUGCCCUUGGUGACAGAGUCGUUACUGCGCACCAGGAUCAGAAGAUACGCGUUUGGAAGCGAAGCAACGGUAAAUAUAAAUUGGUAACGGCAAUGCCAACGGUGAAGGAGUGCUUGAUUAGUGCGGUGAGGCAGAGCAACUAUGUGCAGACACGGCGGCACCACCGACGGCUGUGGAUGGAACACGUGGACACCAUUAGUUGUCUGGCCGUUGGCGUGGCCGUGGGAAAGCCUAGGCGGGGAAUAAAGAGGACGUCAAAUGGUUCAAUAGUUAAAGAAAGCAAAGGCAAAGCCUAUGAUGUUCUCUACUCAGGGUCAUGGGACCGGACCUUUAAAUUGUGGAGGCUCUCCGACUUCAAGUGCCUAGAUUCCACGCGAGCACACAAUGACGCCAUCAACGCCCUCGCUGUGGGCCCCACUGGCCACCUCUUCACAGCCUCUGCUGACUGUAAAGUGAAAGUCUGGUGUAAGCCACGUGGCUCCAAAUCACACCGUUUGGUGGCCACGCUGGAGGGGCACCAAGCCUCUGUCAAUGCUCUCGCUUUAGCCGCCGACAGGACCGUGAUUUACUCCGGGGGUUCCGACCGGACCAUCGUGGCUUGGCAGACGGAAAUCGGUGCUUCCCCCUUUGCUAUGGCUUGCGAAAUGAGGGGCCAGCAUGGUGGGCCCAUUCUUUGCCUGUGCACUGUGGGGGAAUUUCUGUGCAGCGGUUCUGCUGAUAAGACCGUGCGGGUAUGGAGAAGGGAAGGGUUUCCCCACGGGAGCUUUGAGCAUUCCCAGGUUGCGGUUCUGAAAGGGCAACAGGGCCCCGUCAAGUGCAUUGCCGGAUCUACUGACGUGGCCGCCGGGUUUCUUGUUUAUGCAGGCAGUGUGGACGGCAGCGUCAAAGUAUGGUGGGUUUCUAACGACAAGGAGGACGACGAGAAGGGUUCGAUUUCUCAUGUUUAUUCAGCUUAGAUUUGAAUUUCUUCAACAGAAUAUUCUUUUAUUCCUUCAUUCUUUUUUUUUUUGGUAUUACUUUAAAUUCUUUGGGGUUUACUCAAUGGCCCUGGUUUGGAGACAGAAACAUUCCUUGGGAAGUUAAAGAAAGAAAAAUAUAUAUUUUUACCUCUGAUUGCGCUGCUUUGUAAGAUUCAGGAGCAAUAAACUUUAUGAUAGAUUGUAAAUCA
Messenger RNA from Cryptomeria japonica (Japanese cedar), 1734 nucleotides. Its product is annotated as protein JINGUBANG. Gene Ontology annotation, molecular function: protein binding. The record is from RefSeq and is a predicted model, not a curated record. The transcript has 2 exons. The coding region runs from base 215 to 1522 and encodes 435 amino acids. NCBI's taxonomy places the organism in Eukaryota, Viridiplantae, Streptophyta, Pinopsida, Cupressales, Cupressaceae.